AUGUCGAAAGGCGCGGAUUUUCUUGCGGCGGCCGCGUCAGGCCGCGUUGCGUCGCCGCGGCCAUUUGAAUUCCGGCCGGUAUACUCGUCCCACUCUCCCGCCCACGGCGCGUCGGCUCUCCUUGAUGACGCGCAAUGCAAAUCACUGCGGCACGAUGCUUCUACUUUUAUUUCGUCGUACAAAAGAAGCGCCCGUUUGUUUAUGGCUGUUUGUGUCGUUCCCGUUACGGUAUCGACUUUGAACUACCAGACUGUGGUCCAUAUAUCAGAUAGAAUAGUAGUCAAUGUCACAAGCAGUAUCGAUGAGAUGCUGAGCGAGUACAGUUCCAACCGGGGAAUGAAUGUGUUUCCCAAGAACCCUCCAACAAAAAUCGAGCAGAUGCUUGCCGGCGGUCCAUUUGACGACGAAUCGACAGCUACUCAGUGGUCAUAUCUAAUUCAUCCUGCAGCAAAGUGCAUUCACAGUAUGGGAAUUCUCAGCGGACAGCGUGUUUGCUUGUGAAGCGUAUCCGGAAUUUUCUCAUUAUAACCUUAUUAGCUUAUACUUUACUACAUAUAGCGUUGUAUUUGUUAAUUUAUGAUUUAAGUCAACUAUAAAUUGAUUGUUCAUAAUCUAGGCCGAUUGAUGAUCAUGUGAGCAG
Messenger RNA from Cylicocyclus nassatus, 640 nucleotides. The record is from the annotation of a GenBank genome assembly. Lineage: Eukaryota; Metazoa; Nematoda; Chromadorea; Rhabditida; Strongylidae.